UCGAACGCAGCCUGUAAAGAGUCACCUGUUAGUGCUGAAGUGAAAGUAGUUUAAAACGUCACAAUGCCGAGACUAAUCCAUCCUCCUGAGAGCAUUUAUAACCUCAUUCCCAAAGUGGAGGUGAAACCUGAAAAACCUCCAAGAUACACGUCAAAGUUCAGUGAGCAGGUGAAGCAGGAGACACAGCAGAACAAAGUGCCCAGAAAGACCAUGGGUCCAGCUAAAGUGGAAAUGGCUUCUCCAGAGAAAUACCUGCAGAAACACUCCAAAGAGCCCAAACUUCCUGAGAAGAAGCCGUUCUCAUACAGAUACGACGUCCUGCCCAAGAAACCGCCGGUCCCCACUAAAACUGAGUGUCCGGUCCUGAACGUCCACACCAACAGAGACAUUGUGAGAAGUAACGUGGAGGAGAACAUAAAGGCAGUUCCACGUAAACCGCUUCCUGCUCAAGCAUACACCAGACACGGGGACAAGGAGCUGCUGGAGAACUCGGGCCUCGUCCCAAAGUUCACCAGGAAAGAGGAUUACGGACAGAUCCCACAGUACCUGACCAAGAGGCAGGAGGAAGAGAGGCGAGCGCAAGAGGAAUACGAUUGUUAUGUGAAACAGAGAAUGAAGGAGGGAGCCAUGAAGCAGGUCUCUGAGGAGGAAAGACAGGAUAUACUGAACGGGCUGAAGAAGAACUGGGAUGAGCUCCAUCAUCAGUACCAAGGUCUGUCUUUGGUCACAGACACAAUACCUAAGAAAUACAAGAAGGAGAGACUGGAGUCAGAAAUGAAGCAGCUGGAGAAAGACAUCCAGCUGAUGGAGAAAUACAAAACUAUCUACAUCAAUAAAACCUGAUCCUGACACCUGAUGGAGCAGAUUAAUCACACCUGUAGAAGUGGCUUCACCUGGUCACACGCUGUGUUUCUAAAAGCUGCUCUUAUAC
This is a messenger RNA of Tachysurus vachellii, 931 nucleotides long. Its product is annotated as enkurin-like. The coding region runs from base 64 to 843 and encodes 259 amino acids. The transcript is spliced from 5 exons. The record is from RefSeq and is a predicted model, not a curated record. NCBI's taxonomy places the organism in Eukaryota, Metazoa, Chordata, Actinopteri, Siluriformes, Bagridae. Gene Ontology annotation, cellular component: acrosomal vesicle. Gene Ontology annotation, molecular function: calmodulin binding.